Molecule: messenger RNA, 2344 nt
Organism: Acaulospora morrowiae
Lineage: Eukaryota; Fungi; Glomeromycota; Glomeromycetes; Diversisporales; Acaulosporaceae
Source: the annotation of a GenBank genome assembly
AUGUCUUCACGACCGUACAAUACAAUCGCUCAAAGAGUCGUUGCCAGAGGGCGUAAAGUUGGUAGUGGCAACAAAAGAACUAAAGAUGAUUCACCGCCCAACCCCUCGAUAACUACUCGUGGCUCGAGAAGCGACGGUGUACUACCCAAAUCGAACAUUACUACUCGAAGUUCAAAAAAUGCCGGUGUCGGUACGCCCGGGAAGGUAUCCACAAAAUCCACCUCACCUGCCGCCAUUCUAAUCAACUUAAACAACGCCACACGCAAAAGGACUAGCCCGAUGAAAACAAGAUCGGCGAGCGCUAACCUGAAGUUAAAUUCCAUAGCUUCUGAUAAGAACCUAGCGACUGGCACUCCGAUCGAAACCAAUUCACCACAAUCGCACCCGGCAAAGAGACAACGCCAGGAUAAAUCGUUACCAAUGUUUUUUAUUGUGCUUGACGAAAUGCCUGGUGGCACCGAACGCGAAAGUUCAGUUGUAAACUCCAAAUUGAGUCAAUAUAAAAGUGGAGUCACAGAUAGUAGUGUUCAUACAUCACCGAAAGAAAUGGAAAGUCUGUCGGAUACGAUAAUGGAGGAGGCAACAGGUGUCACAACAAAGUCGAAUGAAGUAACAACGAAUUGUUUAACGAACGUGGAGUCGAAUGAUCCAGUAGAUACGAAAAUAGAUACCUCUGGAGAUAUUAUAAUGCUAGAUUCAUCGGAAGAAAAGACUGGUGAUUCGGUAAUAGGGUCAAAAUGUGAUCGAGUGGAUGUAGUCGCGAACGGUUCCAAUGAUAUGGUAGCAGAUGGCACGCAUGACAAAUCUCCUAAUAAUUCCGAAGUAGAAUCCAAAAGCAAUUCCGUGAUUGUACCGAAGGAUGAAUUGAUAGAAAACGUGACAAUGAGAGAGACAGCUGAUAAGCCACCUGGUAGUUCAGAAGAAGCAUUAAAGAAUCAUUCACCGAAUGAUGAAUUGAUGAAAAAAUCAGAAUCAGACAUGUUGGUGGAAAAGUUAAAGAAUACAAACAUUAGGGAAUUAUCAGUUGUGACAGCGGAUGAUUUUACGGACUCGAAUGUACAACAUUCGUCUAACAAGUCUACCGAUGAUCCCGAAGUGGCAAAAGAUAGUCCAGCAGAUACGGCGACGGAUAGUCCUGAUGGUAUAACUAUUAAGGAUACAUGUGACAAUCAAGUUGAUAAUUCGGAGAUAACACCAAUGGAUAACUCAGCGGAGGCAAUCGAACCCACGGAAGAACCGUUGAAUACGUCAAAGAACGAAUCGGACAUCAAAGAUUCAUUGGGGGUGAAUGAUUUGCGGGAUGAAUUGUCAAAAGAUUUGGGAAGUGAGACGGUAGGCAGAUCAAUUGAUGCAACCGAUUCGGAAGGAGUUUUAAAAAGUGAUACUAAGGACAUGAAGAUAGGAGGUGAAUCGGCAACGUGCGGGUCGACGGAUGCAAUGAGGGAUAAUUUAGAAGAUGAUUGUUCAUCUAGUAAACCUAAUGUAGAAGUGUUUAGCGGCAGGCAUCAAGAUGAGAGUGAAAAUUGGAAAGAAAACAUUAAUAGUGAAUUGAGCAAUUCGAAACCCAUUCAUCAGGAUAAAUUAGCAGAUCAGAGUAAAACCCGGGAAGAAAAGGGAGUAAGUAAUAAUUUGGUUAAGGUAAAUAAUUCGAGUACUAAUUUAGUUAAACCGGAUGCUGAGAGGGAAACGGAUGAGGAUUCGAAGUCGAUAAAGGACAACGCACAUCAGGUUUCACCGGAAGAAGGUGGAUUAAAAGAUGAAGGGUCAGAGAGCACACAGACCACACAGGCCACACAGGACACACAACCAAGUCAAGGAAACUCGAAUGACAUACCGACCGGAGUAACCUUUAUAGACCUCACCUCCGAUGACGACAAAGAUGAUAUUAUAACGGUAAUAUCGUGGUCCUCAAUGGAUGCCAAUGUAGACGAAGACGAUCCACCGUCACUGGACGAUUUAGCCGUUUUCGAUGAUAUUUCGGCGGAGGCCGAUGAACUGGAAGAGGAUGACAUAGAUGACGGAGAUGUGAGAAAAAGUGAGGAUUUUGAGGAAAAGGGAUUUAAAAUUGAUAAUUUGAUAAAGGGCAUGAGUGCUGGAAAAGUGCUCGUUAGAAGAUUAGGGCUCACCGUGUACACUGAAGAAGCGAGCAAAGGAGAAUUUCGGGACCGUCAAGUGGACUUGGGCACCUAUGACGUCUGCGGUGCCACCACAUUCAAAAAUAAAUCAAUCGUGAUACCCGUGAUACCAGUCGGGAAAACGGGAGUGCAUUUUUCCUUUUUUGACAUAAUGAAGGCCGUGGAACAAAUUCCCAAUUUUACCAUAGUUGCAUUAGGAAGUUGCCAUG